Messenger RNA from Chenopodium quinoa (quinoa), 717 nucleotides. RefSeq lists its product as uncharacterized. NCBI's taxonomy places the organism in Eukaryota, Viridiplantae, Streptophyta, Magnoliopsida, Caryophyllales, Amaranthaceae. Bases 1 to 717 code for a protein of 238 amino acids. The transcript is spliced from 2 exons. The record is from RefSeq and is a predicted model, not a curated record.
AUGGAAGCUGAGAUGCAAACCCGAAUUCAAGCUGAAGUGGCCGAAAUAGAGAGGGGAGCCCAGGAGAGUGACAUGCUUGCACCUCUCUUGAAUCUUGUGGGAUGCUCACCAAAGAGAAAAGAAUUUCUUCGUGAAAAACAAGCUCAAGUAGUUGUUGAUGCAUUAUCCCUAGGUGAACUUGAAACGGGUUCGGGUUUAAAUCAAGAAUGGGGGUUAAGAAGACCUUGUGACACUCGUUGGGGUUACCACUUUAAAACAAUUGUAAAUGAGUUGGAUAUAUUUCUUGCGAUCCUUGGCUCACUUGAUGAGAUUGCUAAAGCUGCUGAAGCAAAAUAUAUGAAAGAUGAUUUUAACAGAGCACAAAGUAUUAUUGGUUGGUUAAUGACUUUUGAUUUUGUGUUUAUGGCUCACUUAAUAGUUGUUGUAUUUGCAAUUACAAAUGAGUUGAAUGUUGCUUUGCAAAAACAUGAGCAAGAUAUUGUUAAUGCAAUGGCCAUGGUUAACGCAAACAAGACUAAUUUGCAAGAGUUGAGGGAAGGGAUUCCCUUAUGGAGAAGAUCUUGUAUGUAUUUCACAACCAAAUAUGAGAUUGAGGUUUCAGAUAUGGCUGCGUCAUGUAUUGUUCCCGGAAGAAGGAUGUUCGGAGGUAAGCAUCCGGGGGUGUCUAAUCUUCAUCAUUUUCGAGUUGAGGUGUUUAUAAGUGUCAUUGAUCUUUAG